UCCUGAGUGUGCGGAAGUGUCAGGAGGGGCGGACUGGGCGCAUACCAUCAUCCAGCAGGUGGCUGCCAAAGACGGAGCAACAUGCGUAAGGAUGCUGAUGGGAUUCGGUUAUUUUCUUACAUGUUUCUCAUUUACAUUAUUGAAAUAAUUCAUCUGAGCUCCGGACACAACUUUCCCAUGAGGGAGAAAAGGUAAAUCAUUCAAUCCCUUAAUGCACUGAUGUGAUAUUGAUCUUUGGAAACUUGGAAGCUGCGAGAUGAUCCAUCCAAAUCAUAAAAGGAUGCUCUAAGACUUCUCAAGAAUGCACGACCAGAGGACGACUGUGCAAAAAGUCUGAAAGCCUGUAGAAACAGUGUUUAGAUUUAGUUCUCGCUGGAUCUGAGGUUUUACAAGCUAAAGACGGGAAUUCCUUUUGACCCGAAAGAAACCAGAACCCAGCGUGAUCUUCAGACGCAAGGAUGGCUGUGACACCGAACACUGUACGAACCGCCUGAUUAUGAUAAGUUGUAUAAACACAAGCGUCGGUGCACAGCACAGGUGUGAUGGUUCCUGCUGAAGAUAAUCUCACAGCUGUGUUAAACCUAGACAGCUGUCUGAACUGCACCAAGCCACCAGUCUAUGAUGUGAACCUCCCAAAGAUGGUGACCAUGGCCGUGGUCUUCAUGGUUUUCCUUGUGUUUGGAGUAAUGGGGAACGUUCUGGUCAUCGUAUCUGUCGUGUGCCACCGUCACCUCCGUUCAGUCACGCAUUACUUCAUUGCCAAUUUAGCUGCUGCUGAUCUGCUGCUGAGCUGCGUGGUUUUGCCGUUGUCGGCCUCGUCUGAGGCGCUCGGACGCUGGGUGUUGGGUCGCGCUCUGUGUGGUGUUUGGGCAUCGCUCGACGUUCUUUGUUGCACCGCAUCCAUCUUUAACCUCUGCGUCAUCUCCGUGGACCGCUGGCUGGCUGUUAGCUACCCGCUGCGAUACCCGUGCCUUGCCACAAGCAGGCGUGCUGUUGUUGCCAUGGUGGCUGUCUGGCUGGCGUCAGCUGGCAUUUCCGUCGGACCACUGUUUGGCUGGAGAGAGCCGAUGCCUGAUGACGAAUCGGUGUGUAGCGUCAACGAAGACCCGGGAUACGCCAUUUUCUCAGCCGCCUGCUCCUUCUACCUUCCCCUCACCGUAAUAUUAGUCAUGUACUGUAAAGUCUACAUAGUAGCACGCAGGAAAGCAAGAAGCCUCAGUGACGGGCAAUGGCGCAGCGGCGUAAAAGAUGAAGUGGCGUUCAGGAUCCACCGUGGCAAUUCUCAGAGAUGCCAUGCUGAGGGCGGAACGGAGGAAGAUGGAAGUAGAAAAUGUCGCUCCUACAGCGCCCUCGUGAAGCUGCUGACGUUCUCGAGGGAGAUGAAAGCGGCGAAGACACUGGGCAUCGUGGUGGGCUGCUUCGUCCUCUGCUGGCUGCCCUUCUUCCUCGUUCUGCCCAUCAGCUCCAUCUUCCCGUCUCACAGACCCUCAGAGAUCGUGUUUAAGAUCACCUUCUGGCUUGGAUACUUCAACAGCUGCUUCAACCCCAUUAUCUACACCUGCUUCAGCCAGGAGUUCAAAAAAGCCUUCCAGAACGUUCUCAAGGGCUGCUGCUUCUGCAGCUCCACCCCCACCCCCACCCCUCUGAGCCGAAUCUCCUCCCGUCCUGCCCCGCCCUUCUGCCCCAGCACUCCUGCUCCCCCUCGGUUUACUCAGACAGGGGCAGAUCAGGUGAGUAAAAGCCUCCUGAAGGUUUGCUGCUUCAUCAAGAGGGGUAAGAAUCCCAGGACUGAGACUCGUCACGUCUUUGUGGACAUGAAAGGUGUGACAGGAGGACAGGCUGUGUGAGACAUGAGGGACAUGAACUGGAUUAUACUGUAUAUUCAAGCAGGGGGCCAAGGCCUAAGCGUCUACUAGCAAGAGUUAAUCGUCACAUCGUUAAUACUGAAAUGUUAAGCUGUAAAUGUUUGAUAAAAUUGUGAACGGGUCAAAGUUUAUCAUUAAAUAUUUGGACGAAAAAUUUGAAUUUUUUUUUUCUUACAGAUUUAUGUUUGUUUCAAAGUGUCGUUCCAUCUGCAUCUGGAUGUUUCCUUGCUUAUAUUGCUUACCAAAAAAAAAAUCAGCAUUUGCUGAUAGAAUUAAUAAAUAAAAAAUAAAAAAACUCCAGCAUGGUACAGCG
Messenger RNA from Clarias gariepinus (North African catfish), 2178 nucleotides. It is a transcript of the gene adra1ab, whose product is annotated as adrenoceptor alpha 1Ab. The transcript is spliced from 4 exons. Gene Ontology annotation, molecular function: alpha1-adrenergic receptor activity. Gene Ontology annotation, cellular component: membrane. The record is from RefSeq and is a predicted model, not a curated record. The coding region runs from base 543 to 1847 and encodes 434 amino acids. Gene Ontology annotation, biological process: adenylate cyclase-activating adrenergic receptor signaling pathway; cell-cell signaling; phospholipase C-activating G protein-coupled receptor signaling pathway. Lineage: Eukaryota; Metazoa; Chordata; Actinopteri; Siluriformes; Clariidae.